Molecule: messenger RNA, 4736 nt
Organism: Hypanus sabinus (Atlantic stingray)
Lineage: Eukaryota; Metazoa; Chordata; Chondrichthyes; Myliobatiformes; Dasyatidae
Product: serum response factor-like
Exons: 8
Coding region: 238-1926 (562 amino acids)
Biological process (GO): positive regulation of transcription by RNA polymerase II
Molecular function (GO): protein dimerization activity; serum response element binding; DNA-binding transcription factor activity, RNA polymerase II-specific
Source: RefSeq, a predicted model, not a curated record
CCUCCGGGGUUUCCAGUCAUUGAUUUAUUUCUGAAGCCGUGGUGUGAUUGGGGGAGAGAGAGGUUCUUUUGCCAGGGCGGGUAUGGUGGGUCGGGUGAUGCGGGCUUGUGGGUGAGCGCGGGAUUAUUUGCUGGGCGUGGAGCAGAGUGCCGCGCCGUGCUGCGACUGCCGGUGCAGCGAGUUGGUGGCGGGAGUGAGAAGCAGCGGCGGGUUCCGCACGGACCGGAGCCCUGCACCAUGCUGCAGAGCCAGGCUGGAGUUAACGACAGCGUCUCGACCGUGGGCAACCUGCAGCAGGCGCCUCCGCCGCCACCACCACCCGCAGCGCCCCCGCCACCGGGUAGCGUCCGCAACCGGGAACGGGAGCCUCCCCUCAGCUCCGCCUACAGUGGCUCGGAGGCCAGCAGCGACGACGAGGAUGACCUGGUGGUGCCCCCGGCCCCGGUUGACAGGCGCGGGGUGAAGCGUCGGGUGUCGGACAUGGAGGCAGCGGUCGGCUUGACCGGUCACGACCCGAGCCUGGACUGCGGUGGCGGCCCGGGGCUGGCCGCGGGCAGCGGCGGCGGCGGGGCUUACGGGGUAGUUGCCGCGGGAGGCCCCGCAGCUGCAGCGGCCGGGCUGAAACCGGGCAAGAAAACGCGAGGCAGAGUGAAGAUCAAAAUGGAAUUCAUCGACAACAAGUUGAGGAGAUACACGACUUUCAGCAAGAGGAAGACGGGCAUCAUGAAGAAGGCCUAUGAACUUUCCACGCUGACAGGCACGCAGGUGCUGCUCCUGGUGGCUAGUGAGACAGGGCACGUGUACACCUUUGCCACCCAGAAACUGCAGCCGAUGAUCACCAGUGAGACGGGCAAGGCGCUGAUACAGACGUGUCUAAACUCCCCAGACUCCCCGCCGCGCUCUGACCCCACUACGGAUCAGCGGAUGAGCGCCACGGGGUUCGAGGAAACUGAUCUCACCUAUCAGGUAUCGGAGACCGACAGCAGUGGAGAAAACAAGGACAGUCUGAAGCCAACCACCUUCACUGUGACCAACGUUCCCGGGUCAAAGGGAGUCAACCAGUUGGCCUCCAACACCUCUACCAACCUGCAGGUUAGCACUGGCCACAGCUUCCCCAUCACCAACUAUCUGGCUCCAGUUACCGCCAUCACCAACAGCAAUGGCACCGUCUUCAAACCAGCCGUCACCGGCACCUCUGGCAGCAUGGUGCAGAUCCCCAGCGGGUUCACUCUCAUGUCAGGCACGUCACUGCCAGGGACGCCCUCCAUCCCGAUCGGUCAGUUGCAGCAACACUCACUGACCAUCCCGGGUCAGCAGGGUCAGAUGAUGAGCGGUCAGUCGCAGCCAGGACAGCAGACGGUCUUUCGCCUCCCGGCGUCCGCAGGCGGUCAGAUUGUCUCCAUCGCAGGAGGUGCCAUGGCCCAGCAGGUCCCCUUGCAGACGAUCCAGCUGCACCAGUCGCCGGCACAGGUCAGUGUGCAUCAGUCAACACAGCACACGGCCACCAUCAGUGACAGCAACUCCGAGAUCUCUCAGGCCUCAACGAGCGGGACAAUGACGCUGCCAGCAACAAUCGUCACUUCAUCUGCACCCACUUCAAUGGCCAGUCAUGUGAUGUACCCGAGUCCCCACGGUACGGUUAUGUACACGUCCAGCCCCAGCCUGUCGGACGGACUUGCUGUUCUCAAUGCCUUUUCGCAGCCAUCUUCGGGGAUGCAAGUAUCGCACAGCCAGAUGCAGGAGCAGGGUGGUGUACCUCAGGUUGUGUUGACUGCUCCCACGGGCACUGUCCAAAUCCCACUGUCAGCUGUCCAGCUCCACCAGAUGACAGUGAUUGGCCAACAAUCCAGCACUGGUAGUCUGACAGAGCUUCAGGUGAGCAGCCUGGAGACCACACACAACAACAAGCUGGCCCAGAAUGACUGACGACUGCUGGCAAGGACCCAAGAGGAGCACCAUCUAUUUAAACUAGAAACUGCCUGCUAUAUUUAUUUAUUUUUGCUUCCCUCAGCCCUGCUUUAUUCAGAAAGAAUGAAUGGAGCUUUUUUCUAAAUCAAUGUGAAAUUAUUGACUGCCUGAGGUUUAUCUUUUUUCAUAAUUGAAAGCGAUUUGCACGCUGUGGACCCACAUCAGGCUUCAGCCAAAGAUUCACACUGUUGUGAAGGCCGUGUAAAUACAACCUCACUCCUCUCCCUGCUCCUUGGAGGGACAAAGUCUUCUGACAAAACUUUGUUGCAGAUGUGUCUAGUUUUGUGGCAACUCAGCUUUUAGCUACAGAUUUUGAAUGUGGCUGGGUGGGGACUGUGUCCAGGCCUGGAUCUGUCUGGUUCUCUUGGAUUUUUGGUGCCUGCCCUCUGGGCUACAGUUUAACUUUGCAGAAUAUGGGCACUGAAGUUUCCACAAUUCUCUCUCAACAAUUAUUUUGUUGUUAUAUUUGUACUGAAAAUAAAAUUGUUGGAGGGAUCUAUGUGUGUGUAUAAUAUAUGUAUGUUUCUGUGUAUUUUAUAUAUAUAUGUGUAUAUGAAAUACACACAUAUAAUAUACACAUAUGCACACGUGUGCUCAUGUAUACAUACCCACACACACAGAAGUAUUUAGAAUAUGCUUUUAAUUGAAAUUAUGUGAAUUUUGAUUGGUAAUUUGUAUUAAAUUGGUUGACCUAUUGGAGUGGCCAUUUGGUGGGGGGGACAGACGGGAAACAGGGUCAAUGGUCUCAUCCUUGCAGCAGAGGUGUGUAAAUAAGGCACUUACUGCUGCUGGUGGUUUCCAGUGACUGAAACCCAGCUGGAAGAAGCAGCCAAGCACACAGUACGGCAGCAUUGAUCAGAUUGGCUGCGUAUCCCCAUUGCAAGAUAGGGGUAGGAUCCAAAUUGGAUACAAGCCUUCCCAUCUCCCCCACACCCAACAACAGUCAGGUAAAUGAGAUUGGCUACUCAGAUGUAUAGGGGCAUCUUGGGGUUCUAGUCCAUAGCUCCCUGAAAGUGGCUGCACAAGGUAAUAGGGCAUAAAGAAGGCAUAUAGCAUGCUUUCCUUCAUCACUGAAAUUAUUAAGUUCAAGUCAGGAGUAUUUAAUUCAGUUCAGGUUGCUCCAUUAUAAGAAGAAUGUAAUGGCUUUGAAGAGGAUGCAGAAGAGGUUUACCAGGAUGCUACCUGGAUUAGAGAGCAGGUGCUAUAAGGCAAGGUUGGACAAACUUGGUUUUCUCUGGAACAAUGAAGGCUGAUAGAAGUUUAUAAGAUUAUGAGAGGCACAGAUAAACAGCUGAUAACUUUUUCCCCAGGGUCAUAAUGUCUAAUAUAGAGGGCAUGAAUUUAAGGUGAGGUGGGGGGGGUAAGUUCCAAGGAGAUGUGCGGGGCAGGUAUUUUUUACCACAGCAAAUGAUGGUGCUUGGAGCAGGCUACCAGGUCUGCUGUUGGACACAGAUAUGAUCGAGGCCUUUAAGAGGCUCUUAGAUAAGCACAGGAAUGUGCAGAGAGUGUAGGGGUGUAGAUCAUCUGCAGCCAGAAGGAAUUGAUGUAAUUAAGCAUCAUUAGCUUAAUUAGGGGCUGAAUAGCCUACCCUUGUACUGUAUCAUUUGAUAUUCUAAAUCCUCCCCCCUACUCUCUUGUGCUGUAAUAUUUGAUGUUCUAAAUCCCCCUCCAUGAGAAGAGAGCAACAAUGGGAUUGGUUGCAGUUUGUGCUCAUUUGGGCAAAGGCAGGAUCAGUAUUGGUUGUGUUUCACUCCACCCACUUUAAGGAGUAGUGUUAAGAUUAGUUGCAUUUCCUCUUUUGAGCAGGACAGGAACAAGGCUGGCUAUAAAGUUGAGUGCAAGAAGUCUAGCUUAUAGUCUGCUUGUCCUUGGUGUCCCAGCUAUUGGAUGUAGAAUUAUAAUUUAGUGUUCUAAAGUCUCAUUCAGGCCCCUGUGAGAGGGAAGACCCUGGGUUGGUCUUUGCCUGGGAUAAAAGAGUAGGCACUUGCACAGACCUCUCGCUGCAUGAGAUUUUGAUCAUGAUUUGUAUCUGUGUUUGGAGGAUUGGUGAUCCUGGAAGUCCCCUGCUACUUGUAUCAUAAUUUGUUGAAUGAACUGAUAAGCUGAUCAAUAUGGUGGGCAGGAAAGUUGCUGCUACUGUGAAGCUUGUAGCCUGGGAGGGAUCAUUCAUCAUGCAGUUGAAAGGGAGGGGUAAGGCUGACUCUUGAUGACUGGGCUGCUGAGCAGCAACUCUGGCAUUCCCCCAUCCCAACACGACGUGCUUGUGGGGUAAUCUGCUUCUGUGCACCCACUGCCCAAGAUACCAGCCUUGAAACCAUGGCCACUGACCUGUUCCUGGCACCUGACUUUCCCUGCCUUUCUUGGCUCCUUCAGUGAUUGGCCCCAUUGCAAGCUGCUGCUUUUUUGGUGCUAUGAAGGGAGGCGUUUUCAUAGGAAGCGGCCACUACUUUUUAUAAAAUGCCUUGAAAGAGAGAGUUUAUUUUUAUAGGUGUUUAUUCAGUAUUUAUGUAUUACAGAGAAGAUGAGAAAAACACUUGUAAAUUGUAUUUGCAGUUUUUAUGUGUAUGAGUUUGUAUCACGCGGGGCAGGGGAGGGCUGUGUGUUUUUUAACAAAUUUUUUCACAGUAUAAAACUAUUGCCAUGAGUUGCAAUUUAAGGAGCGGUGUGUGUCACCAAGCAGAUGGUUCCCUGACAUGCCUGAUUUUGGUGUGAUUUACACGGUGAAAGCUUUUUAAUAAAAGAAACAAAUUUUUAUUGUUUUGUUUUCA